This is a messenger RNA of Aegilops tauschii subsp. strangulata, 1794 nucleotides long. The record is from RefSeq and is a predicted model, not a curated record. Lineage: Eukaryota; Viridiplantae; Streptophyta; Magnoliopsida; Poales; Poaceae.
AUGGAGUCGCCCGCGCCCGCACCCGCCUCUGGCGACUGUCGGGGCGAUGCCCCCGACGUGCCCACCGCGGCGUCGCCGCCGGCCUCUCCGCCCACGUCCCCGGCCUCCUCCCCCUCCGCCCCCGCCCCAUCCGAUGCCUCGACACCCCUGAUCUGGGCUGACCUUGCGGAGGACGAGGACGUCGCCGCCGGCCGCCCUGUGGUCUGCCGGGACCGGGUCCCCCCUCCCGCCCCUGCUCGCUCGCCGACGCUCCUUGCCGCCGGCGGCCUUACCCCCAGGGGUGGGGGUUCGGCUGCCCGUGCGCGAGCGCAGUUCCGUCGAGGAUCGAGCUCAGCUCGGCCCUCUUCGGGGCAAGGCCCGGCCUUGGGGACGGGACGAUCCCGCCGCCGCCGGCGCGCGGCUGGCUGGGGGGUCACUGGACGUGCGGACCUGGGCCCUGCCCGGUCGUCGUGGCGGUCUUCGGGCGUUGUGGUCGUGGCUGAGGUGGCCGCGCCGCCCCCGGAGAUCAUCGCCGACCUGUCCGUGCCCGCCCGCCGCACCCCUUUCCGGCCGUUCAUCGCCACCUUCGAUUCCUCCGGGCUCCGUUUCGUCUCCGUCCACCACGCCGUUCGCCCGUGCCCUCCUCUCCGGCGACCUGCCCCGCCCCCCCCCCCCCCGGCGCCGGCGGCGGUAGGGGAAACUCUCGCCGUCUGCCCGUCCCGGGCCUGCGUGGUGGGCCGCCCCUCCCGGGCUGGACCGCCUCCCGCUGCGCCUGCGGCUGGGCUGGUCCUGGGCCUGGGACGGCCAAGGCCCACGGAGGGUGACGGCCCGUCCCAAGGCCUGCUGCCCCGGCCUCCUCCGGUGCGCUCGAUCUGGCCCCCGCAAGGGUUUCCAGUCCAGCCACCUCGCUCCCCUCUCCCCUCGUUUCCCCCUCACUCGGUUUCCCCUCCCCCGCCCCCACGGCUCGCCCCUGCUGCGCCGGCCCUCCCUCCCUCCCCCGACCUCGGCUCCGCCCCAUCGCCGGAGAUGACGCGCGAGUGGGGGGACAACGCCGGCCGGCCCAAGCGCGGCCUGGACGACCGCCGUGCCCCGUCCCGCUCGUCACCCGAGGGCCUUCGCCGGGAGGCGGACCUGCGCCGCGAGCUGGACUCCAGGGCCUCGCGCCGCUCUCCUCCCCGCGAAGCUCGGCAUUCCCCCAGCCGUGACAGCCGCCGCUCCCCGCCCCGCGAUGACCGCCGGGACCGUCCCCAGUCGCCCGUGGUUGAGGCGCGGCGCUCUGACCGGCGGCGGUCCCCAUCCCCGGAGCGGCGCCGGGCCCGUUCUCCGUCCCUGUCCCGUACCUUCGCUCCUGCUGCCGCCGAUGCGCCCUCGCGCCGCUACCAACCCCCCCCCCCCAACCAGCCCAGCUUCCCUCCCACCAAUGGAGGCAAUGGGGGGCGAGGGCGCCAGGGCGCGAAGAAGAAGAAGAAGCGGGGCCCGGCUCGCCCCCCUGCUGCACCGGCCCCCUCCCCCGCGACCUCGGCGUUGGCCGAUGUUGUUUCUACUCGUGACCAGCCCCCGUGCUUCAACUGCGGGAUCGCGGGCCACUACCAAGUGGAGUGCACCAACCCUCCGAUGUGCUACCUCUGCAAGGAUACUGGACACCCGGCGGCCCUGUGCCCGGACCGUCCGCUGACUGAUGAGCUCAUGAUGUAUGGCCAUGGCAUCGAGGGCCUCGGGUUCUUCCACGUCGAGGUGGACGAUCUACCACCCCCUCCCCAUCGCUCCAGGCGAUCGUCACCGUCGUGGGGGUGGGUGUUGCUUCUUCGGAGAUGA